Molecule: messenger RNA, 2946 nt
Organism: Lampris incognitus (smalleye Pacific opah)
Lineage: Eukaryota; Metazoa; Chordata; Actinopteri; Lampriformes; Lampridae
Gene: adam9b
Exons: 22
Coding region: 68-2524 (818 amino acids)
Biological process (GO): proteolysis
Cellular component (GO): plasma membrane
Molecular function (GO): metalloendopeptidase activity
Source: RefSeq, a predicted model, not a curated record
GUUGGCACAGACCACCCUCCAACACCGGGCGAUGAGUCGCGACAAAGUACAACGAUAAAGUACAAGGAUGUGUGUCUUAGCAAGGAUCGUGAGCCCUAAAUCUGUUUUAGUUGCCUUUUUUCUCGGCUCCCUCGCCACAAGUCAGAGCGAAGACGUCAUCAAUGGACUAACGUUAAGGCUUUCCAAGUACACAGUUGUGAAUCCUCAAAUCAUUCAUAGAUGGUCGAGGAGUGCCAGCAGACCAUCAGAGUCAGAGAGGGAUGAAAAGGUCUCAUACGCACUUCACAUAAACAACAGAAAGCACUUCCUUCAUCUAAAAAAGAACAAGGACUUUUUAUCUCCAAACUUUGUUCAGUAUCUUCAAGACGAGAGUGGUCACCGCAAGCCCACACAUCUGAGGCCGCAUGUGCAUUGCUAUUAUCAUGGACAGGUGGAGGGAAAUGAGAACUCGCUGGUAGCGCUCAGUACAUGCUCAGGCCUUAGGGGUGUGAUCCUGCUCAACAAUGAGAGCUAUGGAGUUGAACCAGUCCCCCGGUCUCAGACCAACGACCAUCUUCUGUAUCUCCUGAAGGACGUUCAGUCGGAGCCUUUCGUCUGUGGCGUUACCAGUGAGGCCUCGUCCUCCACAAGUUAUUCCCCCUUUGAUCCGGGCCGCUCCAUCACCUCACUUCUGCGGGCAAAGCGCAAUUUACCUGAACCCAGAUAUGUGGAGUUGGUGCUGGUUGCCGAUAAUCUCAGGUAUAAAUUCAAGAAAGAAAAUGAGACGGCGGUGCGAGAAGAGAUGGUGGAAAUGGCGAAUCUCCUGGACGGGUAUUACAAGCAGCUUAACAUCCGCGUGGUGCUGGUGGGCCUGGAGGUAUUUAAGGCUGGCAAUCCCUUCAGCGUGGAAGGCUCUGCAGGAGAGGUGCUGGGGAGGUUUGUCAAAUGGAGGAAAGAGACCCUUUUACCACGCAUCAGGCAUGAUGUUGGCCAACUGAUCGUCGGUCGCUCCGGAGCGUACGGGAAUGGGGUCCUGGGAAUGGCCUUCGUGGGCACGGUCUGCUCUGUGGCUACCUCUGGAGGAAUCAACGUGUUCAGUGGAGAUGAACUGCCCUAUGUCUCCACUGUGGUGGCCCAUGAGAUGGGCCAUAACAUGGGGAUGAACCAUGACAAUGACCGCUGUAACUGUAAUGGAGGUGCCUGUAUCAUGGCAGCAUUUGCCAGUGGCUCUACCAAAUUCAGCACCUGUAGCGGAGAUGACUUUGAAAGGCUGAUUAUCCGUGGAGGUGGUGUGUGUUUGAAAAACCAGCCUUCCCAAUCAGAUGUGGUCGGCGUCGCCAAAUGCGGCAAUGGCUUAAUAGAGGAAGAGGAGCAGUGCGACUGUGGCACACCAGAGGAGUGCAAGGACAAAUGCUGUGAUGCUGCCACUUGCAAAUUUACUCGCGGUUCUGCUUGUGCUGGGGGCGACUGCUGUAGCAACUGUCAGAUCGAAGUGGCUGGAACGCCGUGCAGAGAGUCAGCAAACACCUGUGACCUUCCAGAGUACUGUAAUGGCCGCAGUGCCUUCUGUCCUGAAGACUUUCACGUCAUGGACGGCCUCCCCUGUCAAAGCAAUGCCGCAUACUGUUACGAGGGCCGCUGCCAAACUUAUGAUUACCAGUGCAAGAAUCUCUUUGGACCAGCUGCAACAAAGGCGGCUGAUAUAUGUUUUCAAACUGCAAAUACAAGGGGGAAUCUAUUUGGAAACUGUGGAAUAACCAGCAAUGGACAAUAUAUCAAGUGUAAUGUAGCGAAUGCCAUGUGUGGAAAGGUGCAGUGUACCAAUGUGGAUGUCAACAACCCACCUCAUGGUGCCCAUGUCAGUAUACAAAUAGUUGAUGGAUCAAGCUGUGUAAAUGCAGACUUCAACCUUGGCACUGAUGUGCUGGAUCCUGCCUACGUUAAUAGUGGCAGUCCUUGUGCUGAAGGAAAGACAUGCCAAGAUUUUAAGUGCAUGAAUGCAUCUGGUCUGCUGUCCAAUUUGGACUGCGACGCCAAAAGCACGUGCAACAGCAAUGGGGUAUGUAAUGACCAGGGGCACUGCCACUGUGAUAACGGAUGGGCCCCUCCCAUCUGCGAUAGGUCAGGGAGAGGUGGCAGCGUGGACAGUGGUCCCGCUCAGAUAGACUACUCACUCAGAAAUGGCCUGUUGAUCUUCUUCCUGCUGGUGGUGCCCAUCCUGGUCCUCAUCAUUCUGGCGCUGCUCUAUGUCUUCAGAAGAGAUUCCUUGGAUAGGUGCCUUAAAGGAAGCCGUGCUCGCCGUCACAGGGCACGUAAUGCACAACAUGGCCAAACAAAUGGCAAUACCACAGCAAAUGCCACAACCAAGCGAGUUCCUCCAGCUAAGCCUGAAAGUCCACCUCCUAGCCAAGUUCAACUCCCUGGUUUCAGGUAUGGUGAAACGGAUUACUGGAACACAGACACAAAUGCUGCUGCUACACAUCCUCCAGCUCAUCUACAGGGCCCUGGAGUCCCAAAACCAAUCCCACCCAAGCAAACAACAUAGCGACAAGUGUUAUUCCAUUAUUGGUACAUCUCUUUAUUCCAGUAUAAAUUUCAUCAUCAAUAUCAGACAUAUGAAGGGAAAACAACACUCUAUAUAAAAUAACAGGGUUUUUUUAUAUUUUGCAAUGAUGGGAUCCAUACAACCACCCAUUGCAAGCUCUUUUUUUUAAUAAGGUCAGCGAUGGCAAUGUUUCUAGAUGAGGCUUGCGGGCCUUCAUUGGACUAUACCUGUUUUACACGUUUCUCGUUGCUCUCUUUGCACUAUUUUAUUGAAAAUAACCACCUCUAAAUGGAAAUAUAUUUUGAUCAGAUAUUUCACUAUGUAUGAAAAAUGUCCCAAAAUAAUACUUUUUUAAUGCAGUUUUAUUGUAAAAUAAAUGUUUUAAAGAUUUUGAUUGUAAUCUAAUAAAUGAUGACUUUUUG